Molecule: messenger RNA, 519 nt
Organism: Parnassius apollo (apollo)
Lineage: Eukaryota; Metazoa; Arthropoda; Insecta; Lepidoptera; Papilionidae
Source: the annotation of a GenBank genome assembly
AUGCCAGCUGUUGGAAUUGAUCUUGGAACAACUUAUUCGUGUGUUGGAGUGUGGCAACAUGGCAACGUGGAGAUCAUCGCAAACGACCAAGGCAACAGGACUACACCAUCUUACGUAGCAUUCACCGACACGGAGCGACUCAUCGGCGAUGCGGCGAAGAACCAGGUGGCCCUCAACCCCAGCAACACAGUGUUUGACGCCAAGAGAUUAAUUGGCCGCAAAUUCGAUGACCCGAAGAUUCAACAAGACAUGAAACAUUGGCCAUUUAAAGUAGUCAGUGACUGCGGUAAGCCAAAAAUCGAGGUGGAGUUUAAAGGCGAGAGAAAGAGGUUCGCGCCGGAGGAGAUCAGCAGCAUGGUGCUAACGAAGAUGAAGGAGACGGACCAACGAAGAUUUGGUGGUGCAACGCCGCAGACGACGGAGGGCCAGCCACCGGCUGCAGGCCCGCCGGCAGGAGGAACAGGCCCGCUGGCAGGAGGAACAGGCCCGUCGUUUAGAAGAGCAACUCCAACGCGAUAA